UCUUGCAGUAAUAAUAUGGAUGUUGCACAAGCUGAUUUCGCGCUCAACUUACUAAAAGUAACAGCAGAAUUAGGCAAAUCUAGCAUCUUAUCACCGCUGUCCAUAUCAACAGCACUUUUCAUGCUUUACGCUGCAACAAGUGGCAGGACGAGGCAAGAACUAAAUGAAGAAAUUGAGGCUUACAUCGAAAAACUUCUCACGGAUGUUGCCAGUCAAAGCGGAAAAAAUUAUACAUUAAGUAUAGCCAGUCGUAUUUACGUGCGUCCAACAUUAUCCGUGAAACGUAGCUAUUACAGAUUCAUGACAGAGUUUUAUAAUGAACGUGUAUAUUCUAUUGACUACAACAAAAUAAGUCAGGUCAUUCAGGUGGGAUUCUAAUC
Molecule: messenger RNA, 380 nt
Organism: Thelazia callipaeda (thelaziosis nematode)
Lineage: Eukaryota; Metazoa; Nematoda; Chromadorea; Rhabditida; Thelaziidae
Source: the annotation of a GenBank genome assembly